AUGGAGCCUAAAGUUGAUGAAGAAGCUGGGGUCAAAGAAGAGAAAGCACCACUCUUGAAAGCUCAAGAGUUUCCUGAAGUCGAAAGGAACAAUUGGAUACACAAGGCAAUAGGCCAGACAUUUCAGACCACAGCUCAUCUAGCUAACCAUUUACCUACAGGGACAGCUCUGGCUUACCAGGUCUUAUCGCCAGUUCUCACUAACGGUGGACGCUGCGAUUUAGCUAGCAGAUUCAUGACAGAAAUGCUGGUGUCCAUCUGCGCAUUCACUUGCUUCAUACUCAGCUUCACUGACUCUUACAGGGACUUGAAUGGAACUGUUUGCUAUGGAUUUGCCACUACCAACGGCCUCUGGAUAAUCGAUGGCAAAGCUGUUCUUCCUAAAGAACGUUCCAAAAGCUACAGACUACAGUUAAUAGACUUCGCACAUGCCAUUAUGACGUUACUAGUGUUUGGAGCUGUGGUUAUGUUUGAUCAUAAUGUAGUAAACUGUUUCUUCCCCGAACCAUUAGCAGAAGUAGCAGAGCUUCUCACAGCUUUGCCCGUGGCCGUAGGAGUCUUUUGCAGUAUGAUGUUCGCUGCAUUUCCUACUACACGCCAUGGUAUUGGUUUUCCACUCUCUGCUCACUGCUAAAUGAUGUUCUGGUUCUAAAUGUAACAUCUUCAAAACUUUUGUGUAAACUUUUUCCUAUUCCACUUGUUUGUUUCAGCUGUCUUCAUCUUAUCUUCCUUGUAUUUAGAUCUCCAAAUCUCUGAGAAGAGAUUCUGAAGCUUCUCCUACAAUCUUUUUAUCCAACGUGUGCCCUAUAA
This is a messenger RNA of Raphanus sativus (radish), 809 nucleotides long. Its product is annotated as protein DMP6. The record is from RefSeq and is a predicted model, not a curated record. The transcript has a single exon. Gene Ontology annotation, biological process: endomembrane system organization. The coding region runs from base 1 to 633 and encodes 210 amino acids. NCBI's taxonomy places the organism in Eukaryota, Viridiplantae, Streptophyta, Magnoliopsida, Brassicales, Brassicaceae.